Molecule: messenger RNA, 1215 nt
Organism: Emiliania huxleyi CCMP1516
Lineage: Eukaryota; Haptophyta; Isochrysidales; Noelaerhabdaceae
Exons: 2
Biological process (GO): nucleocytoplasmic transport; activation of GTPase activity
Cellular component (GO): nucleus; perinuclear region of cytoplasm; cytosol
Molecular function (GO): small GTPase binding; GTPase activator activity
Source: RefSeq, a predicted model, not a curated record
GCCUUGAACAUGUACGGCAACGAGAUCGGCCCCGAGGGCUGCGUCGCGAUCGGCAAGGCGCUCGAGGUCAACGAGGUGCUGAAAAACCUCGACCUCGGCGAAAACUUUUUCGUCGACGAGGGCGCGAAGGCGAUCGGCGGCGCUCUCGCAGUCAACGCGGUGCUGAAAACCAUCGACCUCAACGGCAACUAUCUUGGCACGGAGGGCUGGUGCGCGAUCUUCGCGGCGCUGCGAGACAACAAAAAGAACAAGAUCGAGUCAUGGCACCUCACACGCCAGGGUAUCAACGCGGAGAUCGCCACGGUGCUGGCGGAGUACGUCUCCGGCAGCGGGGUGCUGAACGAGCUCGACCUCCGCAACAACAAGAUCUGCGACGAGGGCGCCAAGGCGCUGGCCUCCGCUCUGCGCGUCAACGCGGUGCUGACCUCCUUGGACGUGAGCGGCAACGACCUCACCGAGGAGGCGGCCCGCGGCAUCGUGCGCGUCGAGCGGCAGCGUAACAAGCUCACCUCGCUGCAAAUGGCUGGCUGCAAAAUCGGCCCGACUGGCGCCGCAGAGAUCGCCGAGUACGUGUCGGGCAGCGGGGUGCUGAAAAACCUCAACCUCUACUACAACAACAUCGGCCACACGGGCGCCAUCGCGAUCGCCGAGGCUCUGCAGGGCAACGGGGUGCUGAACACCCUCGACCUCUACGGCAACAACAUCGGCGCCGAGGGCGCCGCCGCGAUCGCCGAGGCGCUGCGCGGCAAUGCGGUAUUGACCGAGUUGGAGCUCGGCGGGAACGGGAUCAGCGACGAGGGCGCCACCGCGCUGGCCUCCGCUUUGGAGGUCAACGGGGUGAUGACCAACCUCUGGCUCAGCGACAACAACAUCGGCGACGAGGGCGCCAAGGCGCUAGCAGCCGCUCUUCGCGUCAACGGGGUGUUGACCAACCUCAACCUCGGCUGGAACAAGAUCGGCGCCGAGGGCGCCACUGCGAUCGCCGAGGCGCUACGAGGCAACGAGGUGCUGACUAACCUCGACCUCGCCGACAACGACAUCGACAACGAGGGCGUCACUGUGAUCGCAGAGGCGCUGUGCGGCAACGGGGUGCUGACCAACCUCGUGCUCAUGGGCAACAAGAUCGGCGACGAGGGCGCCGCUGCGCUGGCCUCUGCUCUUCGCGUCAACGCGGUGCUGACCUCCUUGGACGUGGGCUACAACAGCCUCACCGAG